AUGUCACUUGAUUUACAACUUAAUGAAAAAGAUAUGCAAACACUUACAGAUACAAUGAAAGAAAGCGAUGCAUAUAAGGAUAUCCAAAAUAAAACCAGAGCAGGAGUUUUAUUAUGCGGACAAGAAAUGUUAAACGAAGUACCCAACUCUCAGUUGGAACAAUUCAACAAGCAGCCACCGAAUGAUGCUGAUAUUGAAAUGGCUCUUGCAAUCGUUAAUAAUUACUUAAAGGCUCGCGGUCUUAAUAAAACAUCCACAGUUUUAUCAGAGGAGCUACCAGUUAAGAUCUUUACAGAUGGAGAAAAGAAGGCUAAGGAAUUCUCAAAGAAUUUCCAGCAAUAUGAUAAUUUGUUGUCAACAGUUGUAGCUGCUGUUACAGAUUAA
Trichomonas vaginalis G3 is the source of this 384-nucleotide messenger RNA. RefSeq lists its product as uncharacterized. The transcript has a single exon. The record is from RefSeq and is a predicted model, not a curated record. Lineage: Eukaryota; Parabasalia; Trichomonadida; Trichomonadidae. The coding region runs from base 1 to 384 and encodes 127 amino acids.